AUGAGCGCGGCACGGGGAGUUAAACGGAGCCGCGGCGAGGGCGGGUGCAUUUUGUCAUCGGUUGCGGUGGGGUCUCCGCUGCUGCGCUGCCCGUGGUGCGCGGAUGGAUUUUUGGUGUGUGCGGAGAGAGGGGAUGGUGCGAAUAUGGCCCAUGGAGGGGAAACCGAUGGUUUUCUGUGCUCAAAUGGCGCGGCAUGCCCACACAACGAGGUGUUGGUGCAAGAUGGCACCAUGGCCUUCUCUGGCAUUAGCGGACGCGCGCUGCUUCGCCGCUUUUUUGCGACACUGGAUGCCCACAUGCAAAAUUGCAAAAGAGCAGGCAAAGAGUCCACCCACGGCGAUAACCGUCAGGUGUGGAGUAUUGUGGCGGAACGGAGUCCAUUAUUUGCUGCUGCGCCAUCGCCCGACUGCCGGUCGUUGCGUGGGUAUUUGGCGCCUGUCUUUUAUUUCUUGGUUUGCGAGGACUGCAAUGUGAGGGAAUUUGCUGGGUGA
This is a messenger RNA of Trypanosoma cruzi, 492 nucleotides long. RefSeq lists its product as uncharacterized. The transcript has a single exon. Bases 1 to 492 code for a protein of 163 amino acids. The record is from RefSeq and is a predicted model, not a curated record. Lineage: Eukaryota; Euglenozoa; Kinetoplastea; Trypanosomatida; Trypanosomatidae.